UCAUGGGGCCCCCGGGCAAUAGGGGAUCAUGGGGCCCCUGUGUCCUUGCCCAAACUAAAAAAAGCCUAUGAAAAAGGUACCAGGGGCAUCUCAUGGGGCCCCCUACUGACCCCGGGCCCUCGAGCAGUGCCCGAGUUUCCAAAUGGUCAGUCCGCCCCUGGGGCCAUGUCCUCCAAGGGGCCAGUCCAAGCCUGGGGCCAGUCCAAGCCUGGUGGGACAGACAGGAGGCUAUUGCUCAGAAGAAAGGCCACAGCAUGGUGGCAGGCCGUGGCC
Molecule: messenger RNA, 273 nt
Organism: Staurois parvus
Lineage: Eukaryota; Metazoa; Chordata; Amphibia; Anura; Ranidae
Source: the annotation of a GenBank genome assembly